Messenger RNA from Symbiodinium pilosum, 1059 nucleotides. The record is from the annotation of a GenBank genome assembly. Lineage: Eukaryota; Dinophyceae; Suessiales; Symbiodiniaceae.
AUGAGCAGGGAGCCGGGGCCCCUCCACGCGACAUGUGUGGACUUUGCCCAGGCGGCCAUUGCACAGCAACAGGACAUCAAACUCGAUGGGAUGUUGGGCCAGCUCCCUCUGCAUCAGGACUUUGCCGUUGACGUGGAUCCAGAGAUGCGGCGUCUUACCAUCCGAGACCCAGCUGACUCUCAGGAGCUCGCCUCGCAGGGCGGGCUCCGGCGGAUCCCUGGCCUGGCCUUGCCUUCACGCCUGUUGGGGGUAGAGCUACUUCACACACCUCAGACAAGAGGCUUCAGCAGCGUGUCACAGUCGGUGCCCGCUUUGGUCGACACGGGCUCAGCCAACUCAGUGGUUAAUUGGCCCGCGGCGGAGCUGUUGUUCGGACUUCGUCCUGGAGACAAAGUGGUACGUGAUGCACCGCGCAUUCGCGCAAUCGGGGUGGGUGGGGGUGCCAUCGACAUGCCACUGCUUCGAUUUUCCAUCGGCUUGGUGGCAGAGGGUGACCAUGUUGCUCCCCAAGCCGUUCGAGUUGCACUCGGCGAUGCAGAGGUCUUUGCUGAUAUCUUCGGCCGAGAGGAGUCAGGCUCUUGGCCUUUCGGCCUUGGUCCCAAGCCGCUGAAGCCUGCUGCUCUCAUCGGUCAGGACAUCCUUUCCCAGCAGAGAUACCUCCUGGUCGCGUCAGAGCCAGCGGUUUACGUCGCAGAGCAGCCUGAAAGCGAAGGUGUACUCGACUAUGUGGGAGAAGGUGAUUGUAUCGAUGCCGAGGGUCGGCGUCUUGCUGGCCUUCAGAAGCUAGGAUGCACAAUGGACGACGCCGCUUGGGAGUGUUUCUCCUUGCCUCCAGGUGCAUGCGCAGGCAUCGCUGUAACUCCCAAAGGGCGGUAUCAGGGCUUGUGCUACAUCUUUGUCGGCGAAGAGCUCGGCAAAGACGAGGAGCUCCGGUCGCGUGGCUUUGCUCGCUACGCGGCGCCAGCUGGGCAAGCGCUGGGGCCACCAGGUUCAACGGUGGUUGCAGCAGAUGGGACCCCAGAUGCGCAGUGCUUCCAAUGGCAACCGAAAGGAGGCUAA